Amaranthus tricolor (Joseph's coat) is the source of this 3067-nucleotide messenger RNA. Its product is annotated as ATPase 7, plasma membrane-type-like. Gene Ontology annotation, biological process: proton export across plasma membrane; regulation of intracellular pH. The transcript is spliced from 22 exons. Gene Ontology annotation, cellular component: plasma membrane. Bases 117 to 2999 code for a protein of 960 amino acids. NCBI's taxonomy places the organism in Eukaryota, Viridiplantae, Streptophyta, Magnoliopsida, Caryophyllales, Amaranthaceae. Gene Ontology annotation, molecular function: ATP binding; P-type proton-exporting transporter activity; ATP hydrolysis activity. The record is from RefSeq and is a predicted model, not a curated record.
GAUUUAACUAAUUCUCAUCUUCUUUUAGGUUCAUUUGCUUCAUGUUUGUGCUAAGAAAUUAUUUUUCUUAGUAUUUCUCAAUUUCAGGUAGAGAAAGUUCGGAAAAUUAAUCAAUCAUGGAGGAAAACAAAUUGGUGCCCCCUCCUGAAGACAUUCAACAUGUUGAUUUGGGAAAAGUACCCAUGGAAGAAGUAUUUGAUACUCUUAGAUGUACAAAAAAAGGGUUAAGUACCCAAGAGGCUGAACAAAGACUAUCAGUUUAUGGACCCAACAAACUUGAGGAGAAAAAGGAAAAUAAAAUAUUAAAAUUUUUGGGAUUUAUGUGGAAUCCUUUAUCAUGGGUUAUGGAAGCUGCUGCACUUAUGGCGAUUGCACUUGCUCAUGGAGGGGGAAAAGGUCCAGAUUAUCCAGAUUUUAUAGGAAUCAUAGUAUUGCUGCUCAUAAAUUCAACAAUCAGUUACAUUGAAGAAAAUAAUGCCGGAAACGCAGCUGCAGCUCUUAUGGCUCGUUUGGCCCCAAAAGCUAAGGUCCUAAGAGAUGGGAGGUGGGAAGAAAUGGAUGCAUCAUUGUUAGUGCCAGGAGAUAUUGUAAGCAUAAAACUUGGAGACAUUAUUCCAGCUGAUGCACGUCUUCUUGAUGGUGAUCCUCUCAAAAUUGACCAGUCAGCACUUACAGGAGAAUCACUCCCAGUGACGAGGGAUCCAGGGAGUGAAGUCUACUCAGGUUCAACAUGUAAGCAAGGUGAGAUUGAAGCUGUUGUUAUCGCCACCGGCGUCAAUACCUUCUUCGGCAAGGCUGCUCAUCUUGUAGAAAAUACUACUCAUAUUGGUCAUUUCCAAAAGGUUUUGACGGCAAUUGGGAACUUUUGUAUAUGUUCAAUAGCAAUAGGAAUGAUCAUUGAAAUAUUAGUAAUCUACGGCCUGCAUCAAAGGCCAUAUCGUGUUGGUGUAGACAAUCUUCUUGUCUUGCUUAUUGGUGGCAUUCCUAUUGCCAUGCCCACUGUUCUUUCUGUCACUAUGGCUAUUGGCUCACAUCGCUUGUCUUCUCAGGGUGCAAUAACAAAGAGAAUGACUGCAAUUGAGGAAAUGGCUGGUAUGGAUGUGCUUUGCAGUGACAAAACUGGCACAUUGACACUAAACAAGCUCACUGUUGAUAAAAGUUUGAUCGAGGUAUUUGCCAAAGGAGUUGAUAAGGAUAUGGUUGUGCUAAUGGGUGCAAGAGCAUCAAGGUUAGAAAACCAAGAUGCUAUUGAUACUGCUAUUGUAUCGAUGUUGUCUGACCCUAAGCAGGCAAGAGAGGGAAUCAAAGAGGUUCAUUUCCUUCCAUUCAAUCCAACUGAUAAAAGAACAGCAUUAACUUUCAUUGAUGAAGCCGGUAGAAUGCACAGAGUUAGUAAAGGUGCACCAGAACAGAUUCUAGAGUUGUCGCAUAACAAGUCAUCAAUCGAACGUAGAGUUCAUUCAGUGAUCGAUAGUUAUGCUGAUCGCGGCCUGAGGUCCCUUGGUGUUGCUCGCCAGGAAGUGCCAGAGGGUACCAUAGAGAGCGCAGGGGGUCCUUGGGAAUUUGUUGCUCUUCUCCCACUUUUCGACCCCCCUCGCCAUGACAGUGCAGAAACCAUUAAACGAGCUCUCGAUCUUGGUGUCAGCGUUAAGAUGAUUACAGGUGAUCAACUUGCAAUAGCAAAAGAAACAGGAAGAAGACUAGGAAUGGGAACAAACAUGUACCCAUCAUCCUCUCUUCUAGGGGACAACAAAGAUGAUCACAAUCCCGAUAUGCCACCAGUCGACGAACUCAUCGAAAAUGCAGAUGGUUUUGCGGGUGUCUUUCCUGAACACAAGUACAAGAUUGUGCAAAGAUUACAAGAGAGAAAGCAUAUAGUCGGGAUGACUGGAGACGGAGUAAAUGAUGCACCAGCAUUGAAGAGGGCAGACAUUGGUAUAGCAGUUGAUGAUUCAACAGAUGCAGCAAGAAGUGCAUCAGAUAUUGUUUUGACUGAGCCUGGACUUAGUGUUAUUAUUAGUGCUGUUCUUACUAGCCGUUCUAUUUUUCAAAGAAUGAAAAAUUAUACGAUAUAUGCAGUGUCCAUAACUAUUCGUAUAGUGUUGGGAUUUAUGCUGUUAUGUGUAAUUUGGAAAUUCGAUUUUCCACCUUUCAUGGUCUUGGUCAUUGCUAUUCUUAAUGAUGGUACCAUAAUGACAAUAUCGAAAGACAGAGUAAAACCAUCACCAGUACCAGAUCGGUGGAACCUAAAAGAAAUAUUUAGCACUGGGAUUAUUCUUGGUACCUACCUUGCUGUCAUGACUGUAGUUUUUUACUGGGCAGCUUACGACACUAGCUUCUUUGCGAAAAAGUUUGGAGUAAGAGAUUUGAAUCAGUACAAACAUAACAUGUUAGACCCAGAAGUAGUGAAAGAUCUAAAGGAAAGAAUGGCAUCAGCUGUUUACCUUCAAGUUAGCAUUAUAAGUCAAGCACUUAUAUUUGUUACUCGUGCUCGUGGUUGGUCUUUCACCGAAAGACCUGGUUUUCUCCUUGUUUUUGCUUUUCUUAUUGCUCAAUUGAUUGCAACCAUAAUUUCAGCAUUAGUUAACUCGGAUUUGGCUGGAAUAAGAUCAAUUGGAUGGGGUUGGACAGGGGUGAUAUGGCUGUACAACAUUGUUACUUACAUGUUCCUUGAUCCUAUAAAGUUUGCUGUUCGAUAUGCUCUUAGUGGAAGAGCAUGGCGCAAAAUGUUCAAUGAUAGGAUUGCGUUCACGGAUAAGAAGGCCUUUGGAAGGGAAGAAAGAGAGGCGGCAUGGGCAGCCGAAAGAUGGACACGACGCGUUGGCGUCCCUGGUGUGAGGAAGUCUAUUGAUAUGAAAGGUUUAUUUAGUGAGAGAAAUUCAUUCAGAGAUCUCAACAUUAUGGCUGAAGAGGCUAAACGAAGAGCUGAGAUUGCCAGGCUAAGAGAGCGUCAAGGUGGAGUAGCACAAGGUGAAAUCAGCUCAAGUAAUUCAAUUUAAUGUGGCUAGACUAGUGGUUAAACGUUCCUCUUCAAGCUUACACGUAUCUCUAAUGAAUGAAUGAACCA